AUGGCGGCGCCCAGUGAGGGGCCGGCGUUUGCCGCAGGGGCUGAAAAGAAUUGGGGUGUUGUGCGGUCUCCAGAAGGAACACCCCAAAAAGUCCGGCAGUUGAUAGAUGAGGGGAUUGCCCCGGAAGAGGGAGGCGCAGAAGCAAAGGACAUGCCUGCCACAUUCCAGCCACUUAAUGGAUCUCCCCAACCAGAGCAACUACCACUGGAGUCUACAAGCAAAGAAGCCUUCUUUAGCAGAGUAGAAACAUUUUCUUCUUUGAAAUGGGCAGGGAAGCCCCAUGAGCUGAGCCCUCUUGUGUGUGCAAAAUAUGGUUGGGUCACAGUUGAGUGUGACAUGCUUAAGUGCUCCAGCUGUCAAGCUUUUCUUUGUGCCAGUUUACAGCCAGCCUUUGACUUUGACAGAUAUAAAGAACGUUGUGAUGAGCUGAAGAAAUCCUUAUGCACUGCUCACGAGAAGUUCUGUUUUUGGCCAGACAGCCCCUGUCCAGACCGAUUUGGGAUGUUGCCAAUGGAUGAACCUGCAGUUCUUGUGAGUGAAUUCCUUAAUCGAUUUGAAAGCCUUUGUCACUUGGACCUCCAGCUCCCUUCUCUGAGGCCAGAAGACUUAAAAACUAUGUGUUUGACAGAAGACAAGGUCAGCCUUCUGCUAAACCUGCUUGAAGAUGAACUUGAUCACCAAACUGAUGAGAAAAAAGCUGCAAGCAAACUGGGCUCAGACAUCCAAGUCCACAUCACUGCUUGUGUUCUCUCUGUGUGCGGCUGGGCAUGUAGUUCAGCUCUGGAACCUAUGCAACUCUCCCUAAUAGCGUGCUCACAGUGUAUGAGGAAGGUGGGCCUUUGGGGCUUCCAGCAGAUGGAGUCAUCCAUGACCGACCUGGAGUCCUGCUUUGGCCAGACCAACUCCCCCAUCACAGGGCCUGAGGGUCGGCCAGAGCGCUUCCCUUCAGUGCCCGAAUCUCCUCGGAGGAUAAUGACCAGGAGCCAAGAUGCCACAUUUUCCCCAAACUCAGAGCAGGCUGAAAAAAGCCCAGCUCCCACUGUCUCCCGCACACGCAGCUGGGACUCUUCCAGUCCUGUAGAACGGCCUGAGCCGGAGGCAGCCAGCCCCACUCCCAGAACCCGCCCCGUGACCCGGAGCAUGGGUGCAGGGGACACUGCUGGCCUAGAAGUACCCUCCAGCCCUCUCCGGAGAGCCAAGCGCGCUCGCCUCUGCUCUUCAGGCAGCUCGGACAUAUCAAGAAGCUUCUUUGAUCCCAUCUCUCAGCACAGAGACUGGUGCCCUUGGGUGAACAGUGCACUUGGCAGAGGAGCCAAGGAAAACGGAGGACCAGAGCAGGAUGCCAGUGCCCCUGUAGAGCCAGGCUGGAAGGGAGUGCUGACCGUGCUGCUGGCGCGUAAGCAGUCCAGCCAACCAGCUGAAGCCAACCCCAUGAGUCUAUCUGAGAAGUCAAGGAAAGUAUUUCGAAUAUUCCGGCAGUGGGAAUCUUUGUGCUCAUCCUGAAUAUGGUCCAGCCCCUCUGUGGAGAGAAUUGGAAUGAAAGUGACUUUUUGAAAAAUUGGAAUGAGUGACUCAUUGAACAGUUUGGCUUUAUCAGAAGGAUCCCCAGGCAUGGGGAACAGCGGAUAGUGCAGGCACUGUUCUGUUAAAGGACUGAAGAGUUAUUAAGCCACAUGAAGGAAGACCAAGGAUGGAAGAAUUUACUCUCAGCAGCUUUAGUGCGGACAGUGUUCUGAGGAUCUGUAUAUCCCAGGAAUCUGACAGUGUAUGUUAAUAAAGUAUUUGCUAAGAUACUUCCUGCUGGAGAAUUGUUUUCUGCCUUGCCUAAUGGGUUGGAGAAGACUUCAGUGUAACAGUGAACAGAGUCAAACUUCGGGUUUUCAGAGCAACUGCAAAACCUACAAUUUAUUUUUUAAUUUCAGUCUAAGAGGUACAUGUAGUCUUUCUUAAACCAAAGACUAGGAAUUUCUUUUAUGUCACUAGAUCUCCCGGGGUAAGGCAGUGUGGGUAGACUGAACAUUUUUCUUCUUGCUUCAGUGACAACAGAGUAAGGUAGUAGAAUGGAAGGAGGGAGGAAGCCACCCAGAAAAGGCCCUCCACAUGCCUUCUUAUGCCUGCCUGUCUGAUUAGGGAUACAGGGCUCUGUCACUGCUGUGCCACUGUCAGCUUCUGUGAUAGAGGAUUGACCCUGAACCCAACCCAUCUAAACACAGCUGCCCACUGAUGGAGUGCCACCGCCCACUGAAGGCUGGAAAGGAAAAAGGACUUAACUGCUUGAUUUGUUUUAGAAUUCUCU
Octodon degus (degu) is the source of this 2296-nucleotide messenger RNA. RefSeq names its product zinc finger C3HC-type containing 1 (gene Zc3hc1). The transcript has 10 exons. NCBI's taxonomy places the organism in Eukaryota, Metazoa, Chordata, Mammalia, Rodentia, Octodontidae. The record is from RefSeq and is a predicted model, not a curated record. Gene Ontology annotation, cellular component: nucleus. The coding region runs from base 1 to 1503 and encodes 500 amino acids. Gene Ontology annotation, molecular function: zinc ion binding.